GUCUAUAUGUGCGGUGAUAAUCAAAAGGCUGUCGGGUGUGACGGUUUGAUCUAACAUGGGACAUUGUUGUGUUAUCGUUUCGGUUUAAAGCUAAAUCAGUGACUUCUCUGGAACUGGUGCCGAAAAUUCAGUCGACCUUAACGGAUUUAAUAGUGGGGAUGUUAAAAAGAAACGGAAGAUGGCGCUAAUGAGUCAGUAAACGAUCAAGGUUCCUUUAUAGGUUUAAGAAGAAGAGUUACACACCAGCUCUAUGAAACUCAAUGAAAGGUGUUAUGUAUGUGAAGCAUGGCUCUCGUUCCUUAUGAAGAAAAUCCGCUCCCUGCACUUACCAAACUCCACAAUUCCUCAGCAGAAUUCCGUUUUGCCAACCAGGACCUCCGUCUGGCUCAGGACUGGAGGAAGCUGGGGGUGGCUGCAGUUGUUUGGGAUGCAGCCGUUGUUAUGUGUAUGUAUCUGGAGCUGGGAGCAGUGGAGUUAAAGGGGAUGAAGGCAAUUGAACUGGGAGCUGGGACUGGACUGGUGGGUAUUGUAGCAGCUCUGCUGGGUGCUCAUGUGACCAUCACAGACCGGGAAGCUGCUCUGGAAUUCCUCUCUGCCAACGUCAAUGCCAACCUGCCGCCACAGUCCCGCGACUCUGUGGCGGUCUUGGAACUGACCUGGGGUCAGGGCCUUGAACGUUUCCCAGUAGGAGGAUUUGAUCUGGUUCUGGGAGCAGACAUCAUUUACCUGGAGGAGACAUUUCCAGCUCUGCUGCUGACCCUGGAGCACUUAUGCUCGGACAGCACUGUUGUUUUACUGGCCUGCAAGAUCCGCUACGAGCGGGACACGAACUUCCUGAGCAUGCUCCAGCACCAGUUCGCUGUGGAGGAGGUCCACUAUGACAAAGACAGGGACAUUCAUGUGUACAAGGCAUGCAGACUCCCUAUGAGGAGGGAUUUAUAACACGUUUUUCUAUUCGACCAAACAAGGUUUAAAGGAAAUAAAAAAAAAAAAAACACCAGAAACACGUUUAUUAUCAGCUGCCAAAAAUCUUUUAUAUGCCUCUAACAGAAACGCACUCUUAUACAAGUUGAUGUUGACAUUUAGAAAAUGUGAAAAAAAAAAACAUAAAAAAGCAUACUACUUCAUGACUAUACAUAGUACAAUAUGGCGUUCUGCAUUAUUAAAAUAACAGCUCCGUUCAUUCUC
Molecule: messenger RNA, 1188 nt
Organism: Girardinichthys multiradiatus
Lineage: Eukaryota; Metazoa; Chordata; Actinopteri; Cyprinodontiformes; Goodeidae
Gene: mettl21a
Product: methyltransferase 21A, HSPA lysine
Exons: 3
Coding region: 286-942 (218 amino acids)
Biological process (GO): peptidyl-lysine methylation
Cellular component (GO): cytosol; cytoplasm
Molecular function (GO): protein-lysine N-methyltransferase activity
Source: RefSeq, a predicted model, not a curated record